Molecule: messenger RNA, 453 nt
Organism: Gryllus bimaculatus (two-spotted cricket)
Lineage: Eukaryota; Metazoa; Arthropoda; Insecta; Orthoptera; Gryllidae
Source: the annotation of a GenBank genome assembly
GGAGAACAUUGCUUGUAUAGCACGUUUGAGUUGCUUUCGGCUGGGCCUUGCUCUUAGGAUCAGCGGAAUCAUGAAUCGCGCGAUGUCUAAUGCAUUCAAAUGAUGCGUUUCGUGCACAAGUGUUUUGCGAUGAAAGACCUGUUCAUUGGAAGGAUGUGUACUGUGCUGGGAGUUUUUGCGAUAUUUUUGAGAGUUGUGAAAUGACUGAAAUAGAUGCUGAUUUUGUCUUGGGUCCUUCAUAUUGCAAAAUUUUGAAUCUUGACGUUUAAACUUUUAAGGUGGGUAUGUGGUGGAAAUGCGAUUCGUUUAUGGUGCGAUGUAUGUUAUGUUAAUCAUCAGUUGUGUCUUCGUCAAUGUUAAUGCGUUUUUAUUAAGUCGAAGAGGAAUUCAGCUCGAAAUAGAUAUUUUUGAGCGUAGUAAAGUAGUCACUCCCUGUUGUUACGUUACUCAUAG